CAACGCAGUCGCGAGCGCCAUACAGCGGUGCACGCGUUCUGUGCAUCGAUUGGCGCCGUCAGCAGCGCUCUCUCGGGGCGGCCGGCGUUUUCUCGGCACUAUCGAUCGGGUCUUUGCAUGAACGCUCGUGUCCAUCCGUUCGCCGCUAGUUGGCUGGCCGGUAUCGCGAAUUCGGCGCCAAAGGUGCCAGCGGGUCCUACGUGCGGCAAGGUGCCGAAGCACGUACGCGCCCGGACGUCUGCGGGCAACCCAACCCUUCCUUGGCGCCUGUGAGCGGUGUGCCCUCGAGCCCGUCGUUGAACGGAGUGAAAGGAAUCGCUCAGGUUCUGAUGCCGGAAACAUUCAGCUGACGGCAUGGCUGCUAAGAAGGCCUGCGAUGGCAAUGGGACGGGAGGCCCGCUGUCCCGGCCGCUGCUCAAGCGCACCGACACCGAGCUCAGCAUCGACCAAAGCGGCCUGCAGCGACUGCUGCCCCGCCGCCUGCGGUUCCUGUUCGCGGAUGCGCAGGCAGAGAGCCUCUACCUGGACUACUACCGCCACCAGAAGUGGCUCGACUUCAAGGCGUGGAUGGCCACCGCUUUCUUGUGCUGCAUAGCUCUUGUCGCCGUCGCCGUGACCCAGUGGUUCGUCAGCCUUGAUGGGGCUGCGGCCGGCCCGCCCUGGUGGUUCUCACCGUUGCUUCUCGGCCUGCAGACCUUGUCCUUGAUUUUGCUGCUGGUACUGUUCGUGUGGCCGCGCGCAUCCUAUGCCGGCGCGUGGGCCGCGCUACCCGCCGUUCUGGUGCAGCUGUUGCAAGUGAUCUGCGCCGCAUUCAUACAAUCUGACUCCACGGUGUGGGAGGACGCCCUUCCGUGGAUGGUGGUGUACUCGUUCGCGGCCCACGUGCUGCUGCCGUGGCGCGUGGUGUCGGCGUUGGCAGCCUCAGGCACCCUGGUGGCCGCCCAGGUGGCUCUGUGGAAAGGGCGGCCACCCGCGGCGUCGCUGCUGCUACUGGCUAGCGCCAACCUGCUGGGCCUACUAGCCUUCCUCUGGGUAGAGCGCAUGCAGAGACGGGCCUUCCUCGAGACGAGGCAGUCACUCGAGGCCAAGCUGGUCGUCGAGGAGGAGUCACAAGAGCAAGAGCGGCUGCUACUGUCCGUGCUGCCAAAGCACGUGGCGGCCGAGCUGAAGCAGGACCUGGACGCCGUAGUGCAGGGGCCCUUCAAGAAGAUUUACAUGAGCCGCCACGAGAACGUGAGCAUCCUGUUCGCCGACAUCGUGGGAUUCACCGCCUUCUCGUCCACCUGUCCUGCGGCGCAGCUGGUUCGCACGCUCAACGAGCUUUUCGCGCGCUUCGACAAGCUGUCCGACAAAUUCCACCAGCUGCGCAUCAAGAUCCUUGGUGACUGCUACUAUUGCGUGAGUGGCGCGCCAGAGGAGCGGCCGGACCACGCUGUGCUGUGCGUCCACAUGGGUCUCAGCAUGGUCGAGGCGAUUCGCUCGGUUCGCGACCAGACCCGCAGCGGCGUUGACAUGCGCGUGGGCAUACACACCGGUGCCGUGCUCGCUGGGGUGCUCGGACAGAGGCAGUGGCAGUACGACGUCUACAGCAAGGAUGUCGUGCUCGCCAACAAGAUGGAGAGCGGCGGAAUGCCAGGGCGGGUUCACAUCUCGGAGUGCACGCUGAGCUUCCUUAACGGAGAGUUCGCCGUGGGACCUGGAGACGGAGGUUCUCGAGAGGAGGCACUUAGACUCGCAGGCCUCCAGACAUUCUUCAUCACAGAGGUUCUCAAGCCGUACCCGGAAGGCACUCUCGACUACGGCAAGCAAAUGGAAGAUGGACAGCCGCCGAACGUGGGCGGCGCAGGCACCGAGGCAUCAACAAGUGACGAAAAGGAGUACCGGCGUCGCUUGCACAAAGAGCUGCUCGAGAGAGACACCGAAAAGGAGCUUCGUGACCACGCUCACCCAGUAAGCCUAUCAUUUCGCGACUCGGAGCUGGAACGCCAGUUCGCCAGCACCAGCGACAGCUGCAGCUGUGUCUCACUCGCCUCCUGGCCUUUGGUGGCGCUGGCGUCGGCCGCUGCUUACCCUCUUGCGUCUUCUGGACCCGCGUGCGGUGCCUACCUCACCGGACUGGUGUUGCUGUCUGCGCUGCUCGCACUUUGUGUCCUGCCCUUCUUCGCAAAGGCCCCACCUCGACCCAUGAGAGUGGUGUCAACAGCGGUGCAGAGCAGGUCCUGGGCUCGGCUGUUGGUCUCUCUCACGGCGGUGGCGCUCUGGGUGUCACUACACUUAGCUGCAACGCUGCUGGGCGCCAGCAAUGGAAUUGACCAGCCGAGUACAGCGGCCGAAGGGAAGCUGGUGGAUGAGGAGGGCUUCCCCAUAGUCCUGUCGUUGAACACAGCUCGCCACUCCAUCAGUGUUGCGGCGCUAGCGCUGGUCGCCGUGGCGGUGCUCGUGCGGCUGAGCUACCUUACCAAGAUAGCUUUCCUGGCUUUGUUGUGCGUGCUGCAGUGCGCACUCUGCCUCCUACCCCCACUCAGCAAACACUUCAUGGCAGCGUCACUCGAAGUCGUCGAGCUGGUCGACACGACAGAAACCCCAACAACCGCUCUGCCUGUCGACCAGCCAAAACUUGAGCAGUGUCUGCUAAGCCAUGCUGCCGUGCAGCUCAUCUACCUUGUUGCGAUAGGCUUGGCGCUGGCAGUCAUCUCAAGACAGUUCGAGCUGACGUCCCGGCGGCUGUUCUUAUGGAGGAAGGACGUGGAGGAGCAGAAAGAGAAGGUGGCCGACAUGCGGCGUAAGAACGAGGCGCUCGUCUACAACGUGUUGCCUCCCCACGUGGCCAAGGUGUUUCUUGGGCGGCGUAGGCUCGACGAGGAGCUGUACAGCAAGAGCCACGACUCCGUGGGCGUCCUGUUUGCGGCCAUGCCCAAUUUCUCUGAUUUUUACACCGAGGAGUCUGUGAACAACCAGGGACUUGAGUGCCUUCGCUUCCUCAACGAAGUCAUCUCCGACUUCGACGCCCUCCUGGAGCAGAAUCGAUUCCAGGACAUCCUCAAAAUAAAGACCAUCGGCUCGAGUUACAUGGCUGCCAGUGGACUGAGCAAAGAGGACGAACCCAAGGAUGGUGCCAGCAUACAGGAGAGGUGGGGCCACUUGGCGCAGCUGACAGACUUUGCGCUCGCUCUCAAAGACACGCUCAACAACAUCAACCGGGAGAGCUUCAACAACUUCGUCCUUAAGAUGGGCAUCAACCAUGGACCCAUUACUUCUGGCGUGAUCGGCGCCCGCAAGCCACAUUUCGACAUUUGGGGAAACACGGUGAAUGUUGCCAGCCGUAUGGAAAGCACCGGAAAGGCCGGAAACAUCCAGGUGGUCAAAGAGACGGCUGACAUUCUGGAGACGUUCGGCUUCACGCUCGAGCAGCGGGGCUUGGUGUCGGUCAAAGGUAAAGGCAUGCUCAUGACCUUCUAUCUGUUGGGCAAGAAGCCGACUGCCCAGCAAUCCAGUGCGUUGGCGGCUGCCACACACGUGCACACCAACCCGCUCGCUCAACAAGAUGACGACCCAGGCGUCAAAACCGAAGAGCCGAUUGCGUCGCCGCAGGACGCUAAGACAGCGACGCCCUCUGCGGAUGUCUCCGUGACUACAAAUAAUGGCAUGGAAGUGGUCAGCACGGUAGCAGCGCAUACCCUUCAACAUCAGCAGCAGCUGCCCAACGGCGCAGGUCCCACAGUUGUCGCAACGGCGGCGAGCCCGAGCUGAGCGACGCCCUCCAUAAGUCUUGGGAAAGCUCACAGGAGCCGUGAUCGUCAUCGUCACCAUGGUGCUACCAUCCCCAGCCCCACGGCUGACUUCAGCUACGCGUCCCGCCCUGCUGCAAUUUCCCAGCUAGGCCUCAAUAUGUCCCAGGCGUUCCAAGACGGCGGAAGCAGCCACUCCGUUGAGGCAUGCCUGCCCGGUGCCGCCACCUAGAGACCAAUACACCACGCAUCUUAUCUACCCAGAGGCUGCUCUUCAAAUACACCACAAUUCGCCGGUCCGGGUUACUAACGUCGCUCCAACAGUUCCUCAAAGUAGUGGACGUGAGUGUUAGGCUGCCUUUAGGAAGAACGGUCGGAUGCAAAGAUGACUGCAGUAAAAAUGAUAGGCGAGUUGGUUCAUAUUCAUCGCGAAAUUUUAGCGCGCACGAAUGACAAGGACACAGAGUACGGAGAAAAAUUUGUCCUCUACACUGUGUCCUUGCAUUUGUGCACGCUGUAAUUUCGCGAUGCAGAUAGAAUUCUAUGACCUUCGUUCACCCGUCCUAACUACUCAAGAUGGCGAUCGCGGGCAGUAACGUCAAAGUGCAUUCUAUCCACCUUCCCUGCCCAUCCUUAUAGCAUGCCGCGGGUAGACUGUCAGCUCGAUGUGUAUGUAAACACUCGCCCUAAGUCAAAACUACUGUGAUUAACCAACAUAAGUGGAAGGAAUUUCAUUGAUCUUUCGUUCUGUUUUUGUUGCUGUUCAGAAAACGAGGCUGUCGACUUUACCACGGCACCGUAUUUUUAUGAGCAUGUUUUAAAAACAUUUUGGAUGCACAUUGUAUAAAAAACACUAACCUGUGUGUAUUCCAAUAGUGCGUCGUGAGUGACGUGCCUGUUCUCAUUUUAAAAUUGGCAUGUAUAGAUAUCUGCCUUCGGCAGACCUGUGUAAGCUGAUUGUUGUCAUUGCGCUCUUCUUGUACAUUAAUAUCAGAUUAGCGUUAUAAGUUAUCUACUCGUUUCUGUUACUUCUAGCCUCAUUCAUUAGUAACAGAAAAUAAGUUGUUCACGUUCAGAUUUAUGUGUGUGAUAGAAAUAUUCAGUCUGAAUGCGCGCAGAUUCUCGUAAGCCCACAACAUUUGGGCUACUGUCGUGUUGCCUUCAGCCACUUUGCAGUGCCGCCUUAUGUCAAGUAGCCAAUUGUGUACAGGUUUAGUACCUCAGCUUGUACCACGUGGGCCUGCCUCGUAGUUCAUCUCUGAUGCUGCAUUCAUGAGAAACGGUUCUUUUAUUUGCAGUCUAAUAUGCUCCCUCAGUAAAACCAGCAUAUUCGUUUACCGUGAAAAACUAUUACCUUUUUGUCUGGGACUGCAGUGAUUACUGCAUCCAAGUGUUCGCUGAUGUGCUCCCUUUUUGCUUCUCUGAUUGUGUUGACAUACAACCAAGCGCAUAUAUUACCAUAGAAAAACAUUUGAUGAUGUUGCUUCAAUUACGAGCAUCAGACGUUCGCGUGUUGCCUUUAAUGUUCAUGGAGCACGCUCUAUCUACACACUUGCUCUAACCAACGUGAAACAGCAGUGCGCGCGAUCAGUAUUCUGGUAACAGUACGACACAAUGUGCCUGCCCUGGCAAUCAAGGCUCUCACCAGUAUGUAUACGUCAGACAUAUUUAGCGUAGAAUGGACACAGGACUUCCUCUGUCCUUCUUGCGCUAAUUAAUUAUAUCUGAAGUCAAUCCGCACUAACUAAGCUUAACUCGAAUCAACCAGUCUGCUCUCGCCUGGCGCAGUUGUCAAAAUGGUCGUUUCUCUUCGAGUGAGAGGCCACGAAAUCCUUGUACUUUGCAGACACUUAGGCCAGUUGAUCAAUCAGAGCACUGUGAAGGUUACGUUAUCUGAAAAAGUAGACUGUUACAUGAUACACAGCAUCCAUAUUUUUUCGCAAUUGAACAUACUAUAAUUACGAAAUUAGCACAUGCACGCGCAGUCACAUUUUGACACUCUGUGACUUACUAGACAAGGUUUUUGUUCUUGCGAUGAAAUAGCCACGUACGUGUGGUUUUUGGUAUCAAAUUAGAUUAAUAUUCAGCAAUGCGUGAAUCAAGGAAAAAACAUUUUUUGAGGCAACAGCCUUAAGUACCUUGUUGCGCGACCCCAUGAGAGAAACACAGCAGGCGAAUAAAGUAGUACAGAAACCCAUGUGACCUACGUCAUUCGUGACGACAUGAUGCCAAGUCAUCACGUGACGUAGUCACGACGUACAUGCAAGCACAAAUGCAACCAAUGUAAUGUGAAACAAUACACGCACCAACCCCUUGCACUGCACCACAAUAGAUGACCCGGUAUAUGUGAGCACCGUAUCUGGUCCUUGCAUGCAGUGCCAUUGGGAUACUUGUGUUUUGCGUAAUGAAGGAAUAAACAUGAACAGCGUACGUGUAAAUUUAUGGUGGACUGAGAAGUAGCCCUGUAGCACAGCGACCUGUUAUUAUAAGUCCGUCUAAUAUCCAACGCCUUUCAAGGCGAAAGCCU
This is a messenger RNA of Rhipicephalus sanguineus (brown dog tick), 6255 nucleotides long. Its product is annotated as adenylate cyclase type 3. The coding region runs from base 355 to 3750 and encodes 1131 amino acids. Gene Ontology annotation, molecular function: adenylate cyclase activity. The transcript is spliced from 19 exons. Gene Ontology annotation, biological process: intracellular signal transduction; adenylate cyclase-activating G protein-coupled receptor signaling pathway; cAMP biosynthetic process. NCBI's taxonomy places the organism in Eukaryota, Metazoa, Arthropoda, Arachnida, Ixodida, Ixodidae. The record is from RefSeq and is a predicted model, not a curated record.